ACUGUGUUUCUGACGGAGUCUGAUGGAGAGCAAGUUUCUGUCAUUGUGGUAAAAUGUGUAAAGUCCAGAUGCUGAGAGCGUUGGUGAAGCAGCGACUAACUGCGGCUGCUGAAGAGAUAUGUGGGCUGUUUGAAAGAACGAUAGCAGAGUACGAGGAGGAACUCUCUCGAUCAAAAGAGGAGAACGAGCGACAACAGAAACUACUGGACGCUGUUUUACACCCUCAGCUUCAGUUACACAGAGCAGACGACCAGCAGCUGUUGGUGGUUAAAGAGGAGGUUCCCCCUGAACAGCAGGAGUGGAGCUCCAGGCUGGACCAGGAGGACCCAGAGCCCCCACACAUUAAAGAGGAACAGGAGGAACUCUGGAACAGUCAGGAGGGAGAGCAGCUUCAAUGGCUGGAGGAGACUGAUAUCAAGUUCCCAUUCAGCCCUGUCUCUGUGAAGAGUGAAGAAGAUGAUGAAGAGGAACCUCAGUCCUCACAUCUUCAUGAAAGACAGACUGAACAGAUGGAAACAGAGGCUGAUGGAGAGGACCGUGGAGGACCAGCCAGGAACUCUGAUCCAGAUAGUCCUUUACAAUCAGCUACUCAUGAAAAGACUUCACCCUCCUCUGAUUCUGAGACUGAUGACAGUAGAGAUUGGGAGGAGACUAAAGAACCUCAGUCAGGUUCAAACCCUCUGCAAAACAAUGAAGUACCUGUAAGUGAUGAUAGACAAACUGAACAGAUGCAAACAGAGGCUGAUGGAGAGGACUGUGAAGGACCAGAAUCAGCUAGGAACUCAGAUCCAGAUACACAUUUACAACCAGAUACUGAUGACAAGACUAGAGACUGUUCUGAACCUGACACUGAAAACAGUGAUGACUGGAAGGAGACCAGAGAACCUCAGUCAGGUUUAAAGUCUUCAGGAGAACAACCUUACCGCUGCCCAGUGUGUGGAAAAGGUUUCAUUGAACGUGGAGCUUUUAACAAACACAUACCAACUCAUACAGGAGAAAAACCUUUCAGUUGCUCAGUUUGUGAUAAAAGAUUUUUGCGCAAGGCAGAUGUGAAAAUACACAUGAGAACUCAUACAAGAGAGAGACCUUUCAGCUGCUCAGUUUGUCAGAAAUCUUUUACACAGAGUGGACAUUUACAGAAACACACGUUGGUCCAUACCGGAGAGAAACCUUUCACCUGCUCAGUGUGUGGUAAAGGUUUCACUGAAAGUGGAGUUCUUAAGAGACACAUGAGAUCUCAUACAGGAGAGAAACCUUUUGGCUGCUCAUUUUGUAAAAAAUCUUUUACACAGAGUGGACAUUUACAGAGACACAUGAGACUCCACACAGCAGACAAACCUUUCAGCUGCUCAGUGUGUGGUAGAGGUUUCUUUGAAAGUGGAGAUUUGACGAGACACAUGAUAGUUCAUAUAGGAGAGAAACCUUUCAGCUGCUCAGUGUGUGGUAAAGAUUUCUUUGAAAGUGGAGAUUUGACGAGACACAUGAUAGUUCAUACAGGAGAGAACCCCCCUUAAGUUGUUUGGUAAUGUUUUUAUACAAAAGAUAAAUCUGACAUUCCACAUGGGCUGCACAGUGGUCAGCACUGUCGCCUCACAGCUAGAGGGCCGCGGGUUCGAAUCUAGCUUGGGGCCCUUCUGUGUGGAGUUUGCAUGUUCUCCCCGUGUUAGCGUGGGUUUUCUCCAGCUUCCUCCCACAGU
Molecule: messenger RNA, 1697 nt
Organism: Sebastes umbrosus (honeycomb rockfish)
Lineage: Eukaryota; Metazoa; Chordata; Actinopteri; Perciformes; Sebastidae
Product: zinc finger protein 771-like
Exons: 2
Coding region: 54-1514 (486 amino acids)
Biological process (GO): regulation of transcription by RNA polymerase II
Molecular function (GO): DNA-binding transcription factor activity, RNA polymerase II-specific; RNA polymerase II cis-regulatory region sequence-specific DNA binding
Source: RefSeq, a predicted model, not a curated record